CUUCAAAGGAUGUAUAUGUUGGGCCCUAGUCUGUUAGGCCUAUUCGAUAACGGCCCAUAAUCUCACUACUGUGUUUCCUCUCUUGCCAACGGCUCUUACAAAAUUCCCUCGAAAAUUGCAGUGUACAAGACAGCAGCUGAAGCAAGAGUUCCCGGCAACAAUGGCGCCGAUAACAACCAUCACCCGCUGCUUUAUCAUCUCAAAUUCCUCUCAAUCUUCACUCCUAAAACGCCUAUUUCAUCCCCGCCUCUUCCAUUCUCAUCCCAUUUCUCCGUUAUCAUCGGCUCCCACAACAAUAUCAAAACCACCAUUGCAGUCCCAAUCACUAUUAUGUGUAUCCAAUAGAAAAGCCCAACUUUCCCUGACCCACUUUUGCACUUCCUCCUCAUCGGCUUCCGAAUCACCGAUAAAUCCCACCACCGCACCCCGAAAGCGAAGCACAUUAGUCAAUUUUUCAUUAUCUGAUUCAGAGUCGGACUCAGAAUCGGAAUCUGAAGACAAAAGAUCAAGAGAUAGACAGAUUGAUAAGUCCAAACUACCACCUCCCUAUGACCCCUUUAAUAAGAAACCGAUUAUCGAGGAACCCGAGGAUCCAAAGAACUUACAAGAAGUGUUUCAUAAUAUGCGAGGUGAUGGGCUCAUGAAUAGUGCAGUCAAGAUGUUCGACGGAUUGUCUAAGGACGGUUUGACUCACGAGGCCUUGGAGCUGUUUUCUCAGAUCAAGGAUAAGGGGCAGAUGCCGGAUGUGGUGGCUCAUACUGCAGUCAUUGAGGCGUACGUGAAUGCAGGGCAGGCAAAGGAGGCGUUGAAGGUUUAUAUGAGGAUGUUGGCUUCUGGGGUGUUGCCGAAUGCUUAUACGUAUAAUGUAUUGAUUAAGGGAUUGGUGGCUAGUGGGGAUGCGAAGUUGGUGAAGGAGGCGAAAACGUAUGUAGAGGAGAUGGUAGAGAAGAGGGGGAUUAAGCCGAGUGCAGCAGUUUGUGUUGGGGUUUAUGAAGGAUUAAUGAAGGUGGGAUUGGAAGAAGAGGGGAAAGAGGUAUUGGAAAUGUUGAAGAGUAAAGGGCUUGUCCCGGAAGAGGAGAAAGUUAGGGAUGCUUUGAAGAAUAAGAGAGGACCUGCUUUUAGGACUGUUAUGAAUGUGUUAUAUGGCAAGUGACUAGUAGAGGAGAUGUCAAUGUAAUGUUAGGUUCGUAAUCAGUGGGAAACUUGGAGGGAGGGCUUAUCUUGGUAAAACUUGCACUUCUGGAGACUAUAUGUUAGUAUUAAUCAAUGUUGAGACUUUUUUAUUUUAUUUUAUUUUUUCUCUGAGAAGGAUUGCAAGUGUCUGGGACCUUUUCAUUAUUCAAAUUCGUUGAGAAUAUGCAUUUAGCUAGAUUUGGAGCCUAAGAGUUGUAAGGUUGAGAUUUUUGACAUC
Messenger RNA from Coffea eugenioides, 1411 nucleotides. RefSeq names its product pentatricopeptide repeat-containing protein At4g38150-like. Gene Ontology annotation, molecular function: protein binding. Bases 161 to 1153 code for a protein of 330 amino acids. The transcript has a single exon. The record is from RefSeq and is a predicted model, not a curated record. NCBI's taxonomy places the organism in Eukaryota, Viridiplantae, Streptophyta, Magnoliopsida, Gentianales, Rubiaceae.